UUUAAAGAAAUUGUUUUCCUUUUUCGAUGAGAUUCUAUUUUUUGACGCCUUAUCAGUUUGACCUCUUUCUUGAUAUCAGUUGUCUCAUUCGUGCAUCAAUAUUCAAAAUUGCCUCACCAACUACUUCUUACCUUACUUUUUCAGCUCCAGAGGAUACUGAAAAAUUAAAAAAGAAUGGAAAACAUCGAAAAAAGGUCAUGAGCGGACGUCAACCACUAAUUUCCCCCGGAUCUCAAAGAAUCGGAGUGAGCAAAGACAGAAAACGAUUUAUUGUUAUCACAUUUUUUGACACUUCAAUCACAAUUCUUCUUUGGCUUUUAUGUACAGUGACACGGGACGAUGACUGGGAUAAGGUGUUUUUCAAUGAAAUCAAUAUUUUUAAUCCUAAAUUUAUUAGAAUUUCUCUUUUCGACAUUGUCCUAUUGGCGGUUCUUCGAAUGUUGAUACUCGGUGUCGUGUAUGGAAUUUGUCUGGUCAAACAAUGGUAUACGGUAGCAUUUACCACGCUCGCUUCGAGUGCUUAUAUCCUCAUGAAAGUUUUAUUUUAUUUCAAUCACUCAUCAAGUGCAGUUCCCCCUCUACUUCUCAUUAUAACUUCUUUCACACUUUGUUGGUCUGAAUUCUAUUUGAUGCCCUUUCAAAUAUUACCCAGAGAACGGCGAUAUGCGCGGCGAGAAUUGGACGGAAUCGAGAAUCCAGAGUUUUCUACUGAUGAUGAAGCCAGAUCAAACAACCGUCAUCGUCGUGGACGCCGUCAGCAAAACUCUGGAAAUCAAUCGGAAGCUCCAACAGCAGUACCGUCUCGUGUGUCUUCUGGUGUAUUCAUUGCUUCUGAUUACGAUGAAUUCAGAAGUGCGGCUGAAUUCUCUUCAGAUGAAGAAGCUCGAUCACGUCUUUUAGUUCCACCUGAUACGAAAAGAUUAUUUGAAAUUACUCUCAGAGAAUGUCUUGAUCAAGUUGAAGAAUUAAUGAGAGAUUCGAGGCUUGGAGGAUGGAAAACACUUCGUUCAGCUAAUCCAACAGUACUUCAAGGACCGGAUAAUUAUUUCCUAGUUCGAUCUGAAUUCAAUAAAUUCCCAGCAUUAGUACUAUUUAAUAUUGCAUGGAAAGAUAUGUUGAAAUGGAAUACUCAGGUAAUCGAAGGAAAAAUGAUUGCUCACUUGGAUAAUGCCACUGAUUUGUACUAUUCCGUGAGUGCUCCAGCAAUGCGUGGAUAUAUUUCCUCUCGUGACUUCCUGGAUCUACGAAAGAUAAAGCUUGAUUCGUCAGCAGAUGUCUACACCGGAUACUUUGUUUCAGUAGAAUCCAAUUUAUGCCCAAACAAUGGAAAUCCGAAAAUCGUACGAGGACACAAUUUCCCAUCCAUGAUUCGAACAUUGAAAGAUGAAGCAGGAGUAACUUAUUUCGAAUGGCUCAUGAAGACUGAUCUCAAAGGUGGCCUUCCACGCCGUCUUGUUCACUCGGGAAUGGUCAAUUACUUCAGUGAGCACGUGAAACGGAUGAAUGAGUUCGCAGAAACCCAUUAUCAUUGUCCUCCUUGAGAUUCAACACAAAAUUAUAUUUUAUACCUUGAAUGUGAUUUACUUUUUUUUUUCUGUAAGUAUCUGUCCCCUAUUUCCCAUCGCUAGAUAUUCCUGCUAACCUUUAUCAUGACUAAUCACUUUUUAAAGUUUCAUACCUCCUUGCCCUUUCUGAAUUUUCCCCUCACAAUUCCAAACCAAUAUGAAUAUUAAUUAUUCCGAAAGAUGUU
This is a messenger RNA of Caenorhabditis elegans, 1750 nucleotides long. RefSeq names its product START domain-containing protein (gene tag-340). Gene Ontology annotation, biological process: sterol transport; lipid transport. The coding region runs from base 198 to 1541 and encodes 447 amino acids. The transcript has 9 exons. Gene Ontology annotation, molecular function: cholesterol binding; lipid binding; cholesterol transfer activity. The record is from RefSeq and is marked reviewed. Gene Ontology annotation, cellular component: membrane; endosome. Lineage: Eukaryota; Metazoa; Nematoda; Chromadorea; Rhabditida; Rhabditidae.